CAGGACGGGGCCGCCUCUCCUCUCGGUGCCUGGUGGUCUCCUGGAGGGGGGAGUGCCCACUUUCACCGCUGCCUCCUGCUGUGCCUGCUCCUGCUUUCAGCAUGGUAAAGAAGAAUACUAUCCCCGACGGAUGGCGGAGCUUGACACCGGUUGGACAGCCAAUACCAGGAACUAGAUUUAUUGCAUUCAAAGUACCUUUAAAAGGGGCAAUUAACCAGAGGCUUACUCCAACUCAGAAAUUCACACCAAAAGACCUGAUUGCUGCAAUGAAAGCUCUAAAUGUGGAGCUUGGCUUAAUUAUUGAUUUAACAUAUACCACACGAUACUAUGAAGUUAAGGAUUUACCUAAAAGUGUGCAGUAUAAGAAACUUUACACUGUUGGACUUGAAGUACCUGAUAAUGCUACUAUCCUACAGUUCAAAAAAUGGGUCAGAAAAUUUCUGUGGGAAAAUGCAGGAAAUGAGAAGCUCAUUGGUGUUCACUGUACGAACGGAAUUAACAGAACUGGCUACCUUAUAUGUAGGUAUCUUAUUGAUGUUGAAGGUUGGGAUCCAGAGGCAGCAAUUGAAGCUUUUGGUGAUGCUAGAGGUCAUCACAUGGAUGGUCUCGUCUAUCUCACAGAUCUCAGAACACAACCGAUGAGAAGUAACCUUGGAAUGGAUGUGUGGGAUUCAGAAGAAGAUAUUAUUCCCCCGCCACAUGCAGUGGAAGGACCUACAGAACGGUUCCCAGAUGAAGAUUUUCAAGGGCCUGGAAAAAGAUUAAGAAUUUAUGAUGACCACUCACACAGUGAUUUGCAAGGACAGAUACAGUUGAGAGAUUUUGAUUUCAUUAAUAAGGGACCUGGACAAAGACGAAGACCAUUUCAUGAUCACCAGUCUCAGGAUGAUUUACGAGCACCAAUGCAGAUGAGGAAUUGGGACUACAAUAGGGGACCCGGACAGAGGCGCAGACCCUUUCCCAAUCACCAGCUUUAUGAUGAUUACCAAGAAGACCUGCAGCUCAAGGACUCAGAAUUCAGUAACAAGGGCCCUGGACAACGACUGAGACCUUUUCAUGGUCACCAGUUUCAUGAUGAUUUACAGGCAGAGAGACAGUCAAGGGACUUUGAAUUUAACAGGGGCCGAGGACAAAGGCAGAGAUCUUUUCCUGACCACCCACCUCAAAGUGAUUUGCAGGAAGAUGUGCAAUCAAAGGAUUAUGAUUUUGGUAGCAGGGGCCGUGGUCAGAGGCGAAGACCCUUCCAUGACCACCAGUCUCACAAUGAAUUUCAGAACCAGAUGCAGUUAAAAGAGGUAGAUUUUGUCAACAAAGGCCCUGGUCAAAGACUGAGACCCUUGCACGACUAUCAGCCCCAUGAUGAUUUACAGCCCCAGAUGCAAGUGGGAGAUUUUGAAUUUGUAAACCGGGGCCGUGGCCAGAGAUUGAGACCUUUUCAUGAUCACCAACCUUGCAGUGACUUACAAACAGAGAUGCAACUAAAAGAUUAUGAUAAUAAGGGUCCUGGACCAAGACACAGAUCUUUCCAUGACCAAGAAUCUUAUGAUGACUUACAGGAACAGACUCCAUUAAAAGAUUUUGAUUACGCAAAUAAAGGGCAUGGACAAAGGCUGAGAUCUUUUCAUAAUCAUCCAGCUCAUGAUGGCUUGCCACAUGAAUGGUGUUCAGACAGAAGUCAGUCUUUUUCAUCUCAUGAAAAUGUAUCACAAUCUCAUUUCUCCUCAUCCCCUUCACUUCACAGAGAUUAUGGGCCUGAUAAUGAGGACUUUAGCAGAAGUUACAGUAAUCGACCAAGUUGUCCAGAAGACACUAGGAGAAUGCAUCCUUCAGAUGAAUUUAAUAGAGGGAAAAACAGAUUUGCACCAUAUUCUUCACAUUCAAUGCAUCCAGCUUCAUCUGUGCACCAGGAAGAGAGUUCAAUAGACUAUGAAAGAAAACCUUUUCAAGGUGAAACUGCAAGAGAGGUGGAACAGGGCAAAAGGCUACCAGUUGUAACGGUUGAUUACAAUUAUGGCUUGCCAUUAGAUUAUGGACCCGAAGAGGAAGAGAGGACACAUUAUGAUUUACCUCCAAGAGACCGCUACAACUGGAACUGAAUGAAAAGGACAGUCUUUGCUCAGCUUACACUUACAGUUUCCCAUUUUACUUUCUAUGUGGACCAGCAUUUUUUUUUUUAACAAAUUAGAAAACUGCAAAUUUCAACAGCAGAGAACUUCUCUCUAUUGUAAGAUUAGCUUCUCCUGGUGUUUGGUUCUAAAAUUUAUUAAGAUGCUUUUGUUAAGUGUAGUUGGAGACAAGGUCUCAGUACCCAUGGAAUGAAAGUAGUCGUCCUUCCUUUUAGUGAAAUUGGAAACCUAUCCCUUAAUGCCAACAACUUUCUCACAGAUAGUCAUUGUGUCUUUUGUUUGAGUUUCUUUAAAAUGUAUGUAUUUCAAGAUGCAGAACUUGCAAUAAAACACUGCACCAUGAGGUGAAAUAGCACUGAGAUUAUAGAACUACUGUGAAAUUAAUUAAAUAGUUGUCAGCUUUCUCCUUUAACUGGAAUUAGUUUGAAUUAAUGCCAGCAAAAAUGAGUGUCUUUGUUGUGAAGCAUUGACUAUUUGAAAGGGAUCCUUAAAACAGAUGCUUUAACUUGUAAUGAUCUUAACAAGAGACAAAGUUUCAGUGGAUUGAGUGCCCAACUAAUAGGUAAGAUGAAUUUGUUCCACCAUAUACAAGUCUAAUGACUUGUAUAUAUCCUAUAUAUCCUACUUUCUCUUUUGAUUUUGUUCCAAGUCUGUGGGAUCUUUGUAGCCCUGCAGUUUAACUCUAGUUUUUCUGUACCAUCAGCUGAAGAGGCCUUGGCACACACUUUUUUCAUAGCAGAAUUUUUUUUCCAUCCAGAUUGCUAAGAACUUUGAGACCUGACUCAAAGGAGACCUGGUUUUCAAAUAUUCUAAAUAUCAGACCUGCGUUUCAGUAAUGUGUAAAUCCCAUCCUGACUCUAUUUCUUCCUGAUCUCAUAGAUGAAACAUACAUAUUUCAGAAUAGCCCUAUAAAGUUGAAUUUCAGAUUUUUUUCCACAACGUACUGCAAUGAGGUUGCUCACAUGAUGAGCUUAUUUAUCUCAGCUAGCUAGGAUUUUGCCUGCAGGGUAAGUGCAUUUGUCUCCCUAUUUGUCAGUUGGAUCUCUCUCCUUCUGUAGCGUUUACUGAAAGCUUUUGUUUACAGCAGAGCAAUUUAAUCGGAGUAGAAAAUAACAUCUUCUGGUAAAUUACUUUUAUAUUCAUGGAUUGGAACUCUCUCCUCUGGAGUGAAACUCCACUGGAUCUCCAGAAGGAAAUGCUACAAACAGGGACUAAAUAAAUGUCAGCAGCUGCCUCCGAUUGUGUGCAAAACCAAAUCUUAAUUAAAAGGACAGAAAAUAGUAUUAACAUAACACUCAGGUAAACUUUAAAAAGUCUGUAAUUUUAAUAAUUUCUACCUUUUAAAUCAAUUAAAAUACUUUUAAAGGGGUGGCAUAGUGAAUAAGGAUAAAUUAGACCAUGACAUUAAAAUUAACAAUUAAAAUUAAUAUUUCAAGCCUGGAUAUGCAAGGCCUUAUACAGUUAGGAAACGGCUUGAAAAGCAGCAUAGCUGGAAAGCAAAAAGCAAGACGGGGUAAGUAUGUACUAACAACUACAGUAAUAAGAGCUGAUAUCCAGAACACAUAGACUUUUUUUGGCUUUUAAUUAGCACCAUGAAAGCUAGAUUUCUGAAUUCCUGGUUCUGUGUCUACUAAAUAAACACUAGAGUUUCAAAAGUGUAGAACAUCUAGUAACUCUUGCUAAUUUGUAUCCCAUGCAAAAUCUCCAGGAAUCAAAGAAUUCUGUGAAUACAGAUUCAAAAUGCAAAUGCCUCGUUGCCUUUGCUUAGGCUUUGAUCACUUUAUAAAUAGUUCUCUCUCUCACAUCAGCUAGUCCAUUUUAUUUCCUAUUGUAUCUGUGAUUGUGAGAAGGGUGCAGGUUCAUUUAUGUGGUCUCAGGAAUAAAAUUCUCUAGAUAUAAACCAGUUUUGGAACUAAGCACUAAAUGUUAAGAAAGACUAACUUAUUGCUUGUUUUUUGUUUUUUUUUAAUAGUGAGGGACACACUAAGAAUUAUUUAUAUAUGCUUUAUUUGCAACUCUGGCUACUAUAUCACAUUAUUUAAAAAAAAAAAAAAAAGUUUUUU
This is a messenger RNA of Nothoprocta perdicaria, 4189 nucleotides long. RefSeq lists its product as uncharacterized. The transcript is spliced from 12 exons. The coding region runs from base 102 to 2096 and encodes 664 amino acids. The record is from RefSeq and is a predicted model, not a curated record. Gene Ontology annotation, molecular function: polynucleotide 5'-phosphatase activity; protein tyrosine/serine/threonine phosphatase activity. Lineage: Eukaryota; Metazoa; Chordata; Aves; Tinamiformes; Tinamidae. Gene Ontology annotation, biological process: dephosphorylation.